AUGAGCUCCAGAGAAACCGUCCUUAUCACAGGCUGCAGCGAUGGCGGAAUUGACUCCGAACUGGCCCUCGUCUUCCAAGAGUGCGGGUUUCACGUUUUUGCUACAGCUCGCAAUCCCUCCAAGAUGUCUAAGCUUAGGGGUCUGCCUAAUGUGACGCUGUUGACACUCGAUGUUGUCAAGUCAACUGAUAUCAAGGCUGCCGUCGAAGUAGUCUCAAGGGAGACGGGGUGGAACCUCUUCGAGAUCAACCUCAUCGCUCCAAUUUCUCUUACUCAAGCCUUUGCCCCCUUGCUUAUCAAGGCUGAGGGUAUGGCUGUGUAUAUUACCUCUAUCUCUGGAUAUCUGAACAUCCCAUACAUGAGAACCUAUUCGGCAUCCAAGAGGUCUUUGGAAAUCGUAGCUGAAACUCUACGACUCGAAUUGGCCCCCUUCGGUGUUGAUGUCUUGGAAAUCGUUACGGGUGCUGUCAAAACAUUGGGCCAGACGUACUUUGGCGAUUUUCAGCUUCCGGCGGAAUCACUGUAUAAAGGCAUUGAGGAUACAAUUGCUGGUAGGGCUUAG
This is a messenger RNA of Daldinia childiae, 561 nucleotides long. Its product is annotated as NADPH-dependent 1-acyldihydroxyacetone phosphate reductase. Gene Ontology annotation, molecular function: triacylglycerol lipase activity; acylglycerone-phosphate reductase (NADP+) activity. The record is from RefSeq and is a predicted model, not a curated record. Gene Ontology annotation, biological process: triglyceride catabolic process; phosphatidic acid biosynthetic process. The coding region runs from base 1 to 561 and encodes 186 amino acids. Gene Ontology annotation, cellular component: lipid droplet; endoplasmic reticulum. Lineage: Eukaryota; Fungi; Ascomycota; Sordariomycetes; Xylariales; Hypoxylaceae. The transcript is spliced from 3 exons.